This is a messenger RNA of Esox lucius (northern pike), 848 nucleotides long. Its product is annotated as complement C1q-like protein 2. Bases 49 to 687 code for a protein of 212 amino acids. NCBI's taxonomy places the organism in Eukaryota, Metazoa, Chordata, Actinopteri, Esociformes, Esocidae. Gene Ontology annotation, molecular function: protein binding. The record is from RefSeq and is a predicted model, not a curated record. The transcript has a single exon.
AAGACAAGACACCGCAAACUCCAAAACAGGAAACUGAAUCCAGAGAAGAUGAAGGCUACUGCCUUUCUGUUGGUAUCACUGUGCUUCUACAGUCUGUAUGUGGCACAAGACGAUAUUCAGAAGAUUAAAAAUUAUAAUGAACAGACAUCAGUUGGCUCAUUCAAUCCUGACACAUGGAAGCUUCUAAAAGACUUUGGUGCCAUGGAGGAGAAACUACGCACUACAGUGGAAAGACUGGCAGCCAUGGAAACCAAAAUUGAGGAAAUGAAGAAUAAGGAGAGAACCAAUGUGUUUUUUUCGGCUGCCCUAGGAGGGACUGGUCACACUGGGCCAUUCGACCAUGACACCACCCUGAUCUACAAAACUGUAAUCACUAACAUCGGCAGUGCCUACAACCCAAGCACAGGUGUAUUUGUUGCUCCUGUUCAAGGGGUCUACCACUUCAUCUUCUUCUACCAUGCGGGAGGAAAUCAGAUCAAAUACAUUUCCCUAUUUAAGAAUGAAGAGCUGAUGGCCAGUUCAUAUGACCACAAGUCUGACCAUGAUGGCGCCGACAACGGAGGAAAUGCUGUCAUCAUCCAUCUGGAGGUUGGGGACCGGGUCUACAUGCGUCUCAAGGCAAACGCACAUGUAUGGGACUCCAUCAACCUCACAACCUUCAGUGGCUUCCUGCUCAGCCAAAUGUGAUUAAAUGUCUGUAGCGCCGCGUUUAGCUCUACAGAUUUGGUGAUAUUGUGAUAUAAAACAAUCAGAUGACAAAAAAUCUAAUCAUGUAUCCUAAUGAAUAGUGUCUUUUAUAUAUUACUGUGUAUGCAAUAAAUCACAAGCCGCCAAUAAUGUAAUAACUA